UUUUUUUUUAAAUCUCUCUUUGCAGUGACCAGUCCAUCCAGGAGAAGAGUCAAAAGCUCUCAACACCUCUUGACCAAGAAUGUGGUGAUCGAGUCGGACCUCUACACUCCCCGGCCACUGGAGCUGCUGCCUCACCGCAGCGACCGUCGGGAUGCAGUUGAUGGCCGCAGGUUCGGCCGGCUGCAGAACACUAGGCCUCCAGGGGCGCAUCCCACCAAAACCCCCGCCAGACCUGUGGGGAUUUCUGAACCCAAAGCAUCAAAUCUGUGUGGGAAUCGAGCAUAUGGAAAAUCGCUGAUUCCUCCAGUGGCCCGGAUCUCAGUGAAAUCUCCGGCUGCAGCAGAGGUGGCAGCCACAGGCUCAGAGAACGGAGCUGUUCUGGGGAGAGGAUCCAGACAUCUCAAGAAGAUGAUGGAAGAGUAUCCAACUCUCCCCCAGGGUGCAGAGGCUUCCCUGCCACUGACAGGCAGUGCUUCCUGCGGUGUCCCUGGCAUCCUCCGGAAAAUGUGGACCAGGCACAAGAAGAAGUCUGAAUAUGUGGGAGCCACCAACAGCGCCUUCGAGGCUGACUAGAGGUGACCCUUCCCAGGUGCCUUGCAUUGGCCGAGGUUCACAGGACAGAGAAGAAAACUUGAGGAUUGGGACUGAGCCACACUCACCUGUGCUAGUAGCUGGUCCAAACAUCAUCCUCCCUCACUGGCCAAUCACCCAGCUUAGGGUGUGGAAAAGGAACGGUCCCUUGAAGGCAAAAUAAAACUGUGGGUCUGAAAGUUACUUUGGGAGGUCAUAAAGUUUAUAUCCCUAUCUUUAGGCAUAACUAUACCAAAAGCAAACUUUGCCAGCCCAUUUAAAAAAUCUACAGGGGAGAACAAAGGCAAUCCCUCUGUCUUCCUCGUGGGUUUUUCCAAAAUGUAUAAUUUCUGGCAUGAAUGUAAAAGCUUGACCUUUGAGGGGUUUGUAAACCCCAUGGUUCUCACUCUUCCCAUUUCAUGUUUAUUUCACCUUGAUGAGGUACAAAUUCUAAGGACAAAGCACUAUGUAUCUACUUAAUACUUCUAAUAUCUACCUGACAGUAUCAUCAAGAUCAUUUCUGAUGGUCAUUUGGCAUGAUUGCAUGACUUCUCUGUUCUUUUAUGUGCAGUUUUUUUUCUAUAGAAAAACAUUAAAAUUAAAUGUUAAUGUUUUCUUAAGUGGCAUAAUCUAGUAGAAUUGAUAAUACCUUGCUUUGGUCCAAUGAUUGUAACUUUUGAAAGUACUUUCCCAUCCGUUAUCUCUUCUUAUCACAAAGCCCCAGUUGGAAAAAAAAAAAUGAUUCCCAGUCUAUAGAUAGGGAAAUCAAGGCCUCCCCUGGUUAUGUGAAGUGGUAGGAUCAGAUCCUCAAAUUCCCUCAGCAGAUUCCCUGCUGUGCUUACUCUAACAACUGAUUCGAGGAACUUUUUAAAUGAUAGGCACGUGUCUCUGGGAACAACCAUGAUAAAGUUAGAACAUGUAAGUGAUCUGAAUGAAUUAGACCAUUGCAUAUUGGACUGAACCAGGGGACAUUGCCAUUUCUAUUGGUCAAAACAAUUGAAUAUCCAUGUGGUUUAACCUAAUAUAUAAUAUUAUGCUUUCCUCUAUCAAUGGAAAUGUCAUCACCAAUUCCAUUUUCAACAUCAAUAGCCUUAAAAUGAUCACAUAAUAGCAAUGGUAAUAAUAAUUAUCAUUUAUUAAAUGCCUACUAUGUGCCAGGCAUGAUACUGAGCACUUUAUAGAAAUUAUCCUAAUCUUUCUAACAACCAAAUUAGAUGGCUUUAUCCAUUUCAUAUGUAGAUGCCAGUUCAAAAAUGUUAAAUGAUUAUUCUGAAGGCACCUAACAUACAUGGGUGUCCAGCUUCAAUGCCUGUGUUAUACAUACUCCUUCACAUGAAAGAGUUCAGAACAUAGAGAAGGACUAGGGUUAGUAAUGAGUUUUUGUCUCAAGCAUUAAAGCUAAUGGAUUGGUAGAGGCUGCCUAGAGUGUGUGGAGAAGGGAUUUGAAUUGAAAGAGUCAGUGAUGGAUGAGUGAUGCCUUGCCCGCGGAGGGGAUUAGUGACAGGCCUUGAAUAGUCCUCAUCUGUGACCUGAACUCUGCCUCCAGAAGGCUUGUUUUCUAAUUAAGAGGUUUAAAUUAACUCAACCUAUUUAAUGAAAUCAGAAAUUCUGUAGUUAAAAUUUAGCCUAUGACUGUGUUGGAAAUUGCUAUGUCUUUUGUACAAACUAGAGUGUGACCAUUCUACAUCUCAGACUCAAAGGAUAUUUCUGACUGUUGCACUGUGGUAACAUCUUGCUUUGUGCUCUUUGAAUUUCCUGUUUCUGUAUCUCCAGGUAAAUUCCCAGAGGUGUGGUGGUGGGUAAGAGGCCUGGGCUUCUGGGCUUUCACCUUGCUGAUCUCUGCCUUCAGCCAUUGUGCUAGACUCAAGUACCUGAUCCUGGCACCCAACAUGAUUUGGAAACUCGUGCUCAAGGGCUUUUUCACCAAGGGGCUAUCCCAAUGAACUGUCCAAUGUCUUAUACAGCGUAGAAACUGGGGUCCAGAACAAAAUUAGGGAACAAACAGGUAAUCUUGCUGGACCACAUAGAGUUUCUUAUGACUAUUUAUUUUAACUUAUUUAAUUUAUAACUGAUGUCUUUUAUUUGUAUGUGGCAGCUGAAGAUCUAUGUAGGAUGGAAUUAACUUAUUUAUUUUUAAUUUAAAUAUUUCACGGUGAAGUGUUUGCCUUGUAUAGAACAUUUGGCGAGUUCAAAUAAAAAUAAAGUGUGCUUUGUGACAUUAAUAAACCACCAAAAGAGUGUG
Messenger RNA from Ictidomys tridecemlineatus (thirteen-lined ground squirrel), 2812 nucleotides. The record is from RefSeq and is a predicted model, not a curated record. Lineage: Eukaryota; Metazoa; Chordata; Mammalia; Rodentia; Sciuridae.